AUGGUUGGCGCGGAAAUAUGUUUACAAGACAGCAAUUGUCGACUACCGAAUUGUUACUGUGGGGGGAGGGAUACCCCAGGGAAUCUGUUACCUUCAGAAAUUCCUCAAAUAAUUGUGUUUUCAUUUGAUGAUGCAGUGAAUUCGGAAAAUUACCAGAUGUAUGAAAAAUUAUUCCUAAACAAUCGUUUUAAUCCAAAUGGAUGUCCAAUCUCUAUGACAAUGUUUGUUUCGCAUAAUUAUACAGAGUACAAUUUGGUGCGGGAUCUUUAUAGCAAGGGAAUGGAGGUUGCUGUCCAUAGCGUCACACACAGGACGCCGACAGACUUCUGGAAAGAGGCAUCAACAGAACAGCUUCGAUACGAAAUUGUCCAACAACGAAAAAACUUGGCCCAGAAAACGGGAAUACCAAUACAGAAUAUAACAGGAUGGAGAAGUCCUUUUUUACAAUCAGCAGGUGACAAACUUUAUUCAAUUUUACAAGAGGAAAACUUUCAGUACGAUUCAACAAUGACUGUAGCGACAGAAAACGGCUUCAGCAGUAAGUUCUGGCCAAACACACUAGACUUUGGAUGGCAGCUUGACUGCAACGUUCGCCCAUGUCCCAAAGGAAGUUAUUCUGGAUUAUGGGAAGUACCAGUCAUGAUGUUAGAGAAACCAUUCGCACCGAUAGGUUGUCUCUACCUUGACUCAUGUCGUCCAGAAAAUAAAGAAGAAGCAUUCCAAUUGUUCUGGGUGAACUUUCACAGUUUUUACAAAGGUUUUAGAGCCCCGUUAUUUUACACUAUGCACUCGUCUUGGCUCAGGGAAAAGCACAAUUACGACGCAAUGAAUUACUUUCUUUUAACUAUUUUACAUUAUUAUUCUGAUGUUUUUAUAAUAAGUUACCAACAGUUAAUUGAAUGGAUGCAAAACCCAACGAAGCUUGUAGAUAUAAAUAACUUUAGAGGAUGGCACUGUCCAAAACGAUAUUUGAAUUUUGUGCAACCUUUUGUUGAUACGAACAAUGUUAACAAUGUUAACAGUAGUGCUGCUAAUGAUUUCAUGAGAAUUCCAUUUUUAUUGAGUUUGUUAUUGAUUGUGUUGAUAACUUUGUGA
Mytilus trossulus (common blue mussel) is the source of this 1095-nucleotide messenger RNA. Its product is annotated as chitin deacetylase 7-like. The transcript has a single exon. Gene Ontology annotation, biological process: carbohydrate metabolic process. Gene Ontology annotation, molecular function: hydrolase activity, acting on carbon-nitrogen (but not peptide) bonds. The coding region runs from base 1 to 1095 and encodes 364 amino acids. NCBI's taxonomy places the organism in Eukaryota, Metazoa, Mollusca, Bivalvia, Mytilida, Mytilidae. The record is from RefSeq and is a predicted model, not a curated record.